AUGAUAUGUUUCAUGUCACUGCUCAUUGUAAUCCUAUCAAAGCCAACGUCCAGUUUGAGGUCAUACUCGAGGGUCAUACAUCCACUGAUCUCGAAGCCGGGUACCAAAGCUGGUACAUUGAAAUUUGGAGUAUAUUUAUACUUUGAUCCAUUCGGUAUUUUAUGUGCAUCCAUGCCAACACCUGCUAUCAAUUUUAUAAAAGUGGAAUUAGGCGGUUGCUGUGAAAUGGUUAAAUAG
This is a messenger RNA of Brugia malayi, 237 nucleotides long. RefSeq lists its product as uncharacterized. The transcript has a single exon. The record is from RefSeq and is a predicted model, not a curated record. Bases 1 to 237 code for a protein of 78 amino acids. Lineage: Eukaryota; Metazoa; Nematoda; Chromadorea; Rhabditida; Onchocercidae.